AUGGCAACUUACGAUGAUGCACCCAUUGGCCGCUACCUCAAUGACUCCGAAGAUCCUUUCGCAGGUCUCCUCUCAAGUAAGCAUCGUCUUCCCCGACAAUUCGCAAAUGAAGCGUACGAUGCCUCAACAUGCUCAACUAUCAGCCAAGAUUCCACAUCAACCGUAUCGCCCUAUAGCGAGAACGACGAAAGUGUUUUUAGCAUGCAGUCUCGAGGGUCAUACACAACAGCUACCAGUCGACAAUCCAUUCAAUCCAAUCCUGUAGCUGGAUGGAACCUCCCAAUACCUCAAAUCUCCCAAAUCAACACUACCAUCGUCCUUCCAUGCGAAUUCAUAUCGAUAGAUUGUGGAGUAACAUUCCGUCCAGAUGAUUUCGAAAACUGGCUUGCGCAUAGUCUAACGCAUUUCAAACACCUUGCUCCUCCAUCGAGAUGCUUGUGCCUUUUCUGUGAUGAGGAAUUCGAAGACACCAACGAUUCGCAUAGUAAUUGGCGGGAUAGAAUGAUGCAUAGUCGUGAUCAUUUCCUUGAUGGAAAAACAAACAUUCGGCCAGACUUCCUAGUAAUAGAAUAUUUGCGGAGGAAUAAUCUGAUGGAUAAAGCGGAUUACAUUUUGGCUGUACAAUAUACCGAACGUCCAUCAGUACCGAGUCUCGUACGGAAAGGAUUUGAGACGCCUGAAUCAAUACUCAAGCGGGAUAGAGAGUCCAAAGUUCCAUGCGAUCUGCAGAAGGAAGAGCGAUAUCGCAAACGUUCGCGUCAUGCACACAAAGGGACAGAAAGACAGAGCUCAACUUUUCCAAGGAAGCAUAUGCCAGUAGCGAUCGAGCAUUCAGAAUACACUCGAAUUCUCUAG
Botrytis byssoidea is the source of this 855-nucleotide messenger RNA. RefSeq lists its product as uncharacterized. The transcript has a single exon. NCBI's taxonomy places the organism in Eukaryota, Fungi, Ascomycota, Leotiomycetes, Helotiales, Sclerotiniaceae. The record is from RefSeq and is a predicted model, not a curated record. Bases 1 to 855 code for a protein of 284 amino acids.